Messenger RNA from Oryzias latipes (Japanese medaka), 3015 nucleotides. The record is from RefSeq and is a predicted model, not a curated record. NCBI's taxonomy places the organism in Eukaryota, Metazoa, Chordata, Actinopteri, Beloniformes, Adrianichthyidae.
AUGGCCACCGUCCAGCAGGAUCUUUUCCGUCGGCUGGAUGGAAUAUCUCAUGCCCUAAUGGACCUUACCGGGCAACAAUCUUCCAUCGCCGCAGCCAGCACCUCCUUCUCCGCCACCGGAAGUCCGGGCCCCGCUAUUGCUAACGCAGCUAACGAAAACAUCCGGCUUCAACCCGAGGUCUUCCAUGGUGACGUCGAAGCAUGCGGGGGUUUCCUCCUACAAUGUCGGCUAAUUUUCCAGCAGGCUCCACGACAUUAUCAUGCCGAUCACUGCAAAAUAACCCUCAUCGUGAACUCUCUUAGAGGUAAGGCGCUCCAAUGGGCGCAGGCUUUUCUUACUGCCAAUCCCAUACACCAGGUCCCAUUCGAGCGUUUCAUAAAUGAGUUUCGUCUGGUGUUCGACCAGCCCCGCAAGGAGGAAGAAGCUACUCGCCGACUACUAGCUCUCAGGCAACGCAGCAGAUCAGUGAGUGACCAUUUAAUUGACUUUCGCAUCCUGGCGGUGGAGGCAGGUUGGCCGGACAUCGCUCUUAAGGGGGUGUUUUACCAAUCUCUCAAUGACUCCAUCAAGGAUCACUUAUGUUCUCAGCCCCAAGCCAAGACUUUUGAGGAGCUCGUCACCGCGGCCUUGCGGUCUGACGUUCGCCUCCGAGAACGCCAGGCUGAGCGUCCCCAUUAUCAAAAGAAAACGGUGGUCAAACUCCUGCCUCCGACAUCAAUCACUGAAUCUCUCCAUCCCGUUUCUCAUGAACAGGUCAGAGGACCCCCGGAGGAACCUAUGCAAAUAGGACACUCCAAACUUACACCUGAGGAGUGGCAGAGACGUAGAGACGAAGGGUUUCCCUGGCUGUGCGCUCAUAACCCGCAGUUUGACUGGGUUAACCGGCACAUCACCAACUGGAGUACUGCCUGUAUGGCUAAUUGCCUUCGCUCCGCCAUUCCUUCAGUUCCCACAAGUCACUGUCCUACUCCGGAGGUCAUCGACCUUUCCAAGGAGGCUCAGGCUGCUUUCGACAAGCUCAAGGCCUUAUUCACCUCGGCUCCCAUCCUCAUUCAGCCCGACCCUCUUCGCCAGUUCAUAGUCGAGGUUGACGCCUCUGACUCUGGGGUCGGGGCGGUUCUCUCCCAGCAGCGUAAUUACGACGUGGGUAACCGAGAGCUUCUGGCUAUAAAACUCGCGUUAGAGGAGUGGCGCCACUGGCUUGAGGGAACCCUCUCCCAUUAUUUCCCCACAUGUAUUAUUGGUCAACUCACGUGGGACAUUGAGACCCGGGUCCUACAGGCCCAAAAUGAAGAACCCGAUCACCCUCCAGCUCCUGCCAACACCCUUUAUGUUCCCUCCUCGCUUCGUUCUGCGGUUUUGGUCUGGGGGCACACCUCUUGCAUUUCCUGUCAUGGGGGCAUUCAAAGGACUCUAAAACUCCUCCGAAGGAGGUUUUUCUGGCCCACCAUGGAGCGCGAUGUCAGGGAGUUCGUCACCGCCUGCGAAGUCUGUGCACGUUCCAAGUCCACGCACUCUCCUCCUGCCGGUCUGCUCCAUCCUCUGCCUGUUCCUCAACGUCCUUGGUCCCAUCUCGCCAUGGACUUUGUCACUGGUCUGCCCCCCUCACAAGGUAACACAGUAAUACUCACCGUCAUCGACCGUUUUUCUAAAUCUGCUCAGUUUAUUCCUCUUCCCAAGCUACCCACAGCCACAGAGAUGGCCGAUAUCAUGGUCCAGAACGUAUUCCGCCACCACGGCAUUCCCAGUGACAUUGUUUCGGACCGUGGCCCUCAAUUUGUGUCGCAGGUCUGGAGAGCCUUUUGUUCUGCUCUAGGGGCCACGGUCAGUUUAUCUUCUGGACAUCACCCCCAGUCUAACAGACAGGCGGAGCGCGCCAACCAGGAACUCGAGGCUGCGCUGCGCUGUCUGGCCGCUCAAAAUCCGGCCAACUGGUCCUCGUUUCUGGUCUGGAUAGAGUAUGCCCACAACAAUCAUCCCUCAUCAGCCACUGGUAUGUCCCCUUUUGAGGUUUCAUUGGGCUACUCUCCCCCUCUUUUCCCCUCUCAGGAGUUAGACCUGGCCGUGCCCUCCAUUCAGCACCACCUCCAGAGGGUUCAGCGCGUCUGGCAGCAGGCCAGGGCCGCUCUCCUGCGCACUAGGGAGAGCAACUGCCGGAUUGCUAACCGCAGCAGAGUGAAGGGUCCGACCCACCAGCCGGGACAGAAAGUAUGGCUUUCCUCCCAUGAUAUACCUCUUCAAGCCACCUCCCGCAAACUGGCCCCCCGGUUCAUCGGUCCCUACACGGUCGAGAAGAUUAUUAACCCCACCUGCGUGCGCCUUAAGCUUCCGGCAGCCCUAAAGGUACACCCCGCUUUCCAUGUCUCUCAACUCAAGCCCUUUCAGGAAAGCCCGUUGUGCCCACCGUCCACUUCCCCACCACCCGCCCGGGUCAUCGACGGUGCUCCUGCUUUUACAGCCAGUAGGGUGCUGGAUGUUCGCUGCCGGGGCCGUGGGUAUCAGUUCUUGGUGGACUGGGAGGGUUACGGUCCGGAGGAGCGCUCAUGGAUCUCCCGCUCCCUUAUUCUGGACCGUACCCUCAUCGAUGACUUUUAUCGGGCUCGUCCGGAUCGCCGCCCUGGACCGCCUGGAGGCGGUCGUUGAGGGGGGGGGCACUGUCACGGGUCCGCCGUCAGCUGCCUCCCUCCUCCCUAAUCCUGUCAUGGGUCUCCAUAGUGUUCGACCAUGACACAAAUUUUAGGAUCAACUUCACAUCAACUUCACAUCCGCCUGCUGCCUCUGAAAAAUAACAGAAGAAGACAUUAGCAUAUGUCCUCUGGUUGCCAUGGUUUCCAUUUGCUGCCCACAUCAGUUGGAGUAUCACAGUUGGUGAACUAAAGCAGUAUCCUGAUGUUAGCAACAGAUUGCUGCCGUUAAUUAGAGGUGACCAUUACAAAAUAACAUAUUUUACACAAACUUAUAGAAACUGCUCUAUGAUUCAAAUUAAAUGACCUGUUUGAAGAGGGUUUAAUUAAA